GAAAAGGGUUGGCAAAUUUUUUAGUGAUUCGUGUAAAAACUUUCCAUCUGCCCUUUUUUAACGCUCCUAAGUUUCAUUCGAGCUAGUAUUUGGCAACAUUACUUUGUAAGGAAUACUUUUCUUUUUUUCGAUUGCAUUUAGCGUUUCCAGGAUACUAGUGUGGUACUGAAGAGAGAGUCCUAUAGUUUUGGUUGUUGAGCGACUAAGAUAGUGAAAGUACUUAGAGUCCUAAGUUGGUCUACAAGUAUUUUCUUCGUCGUUCUUCAGGUCUUUCAAUACAAACAUGCCUUUUUUGAUCACUAAGGAAUUUUUUGUGGGGCAGAAGGAAAGUUUUUUGAAAGAGAGUAUCUCAUAUGUGGUUGCUUACUCAAAAACUAGGGAAAAAAUUUCCAUCAGACUUGGAACUUUAACAUAGGUCAACCUUUAUGCUAAAGUUUGGUUAAGGAUAAUGUGACAAGGUUCACAAAAUCACUCUACUGCAGCGGAGGUGGRAAAAAAAGGAUCUACGAAUAUGGCACUUUAUGAGAUUCACUGGAGAUCUAGAAUAUUUUAAUCGAGAAGAAUAAAUAGUCAUCUCAAGCGUUUUGGAGGCGUGUAUUCAUCGUUUGUAAAUAUGGACUUUAUCCCUAAUGAUCAAAUAAUACUUUCUCCUUAUGGGUUCCUGUCAGCUGAUGGGCUUCCUGCGUUCUGGGCCAAUCAGGAAUGAGUAGCUAUAGGGGGGUAAGGAGUAUUGAUGCAAGGGUGAAGGCAAUGGAUAUUUUUGCACGAGGAUUUGGUUGUACAAGAACUCUGUGGAUUCUUACGCCGCCAUAUUGAACGACGGGAAAGUGUUUAGAUUUUCGCUUGAGGGACUCUCUUCUUCGUUGGAAAUUGCCCCAAAAUAUUGUCAAACGUCUCUACACCUAUCCAUCUCAAGCUUUGAAGUUUCAUCUGGACGUUUUGGAACCUCUUUCGGGCUGAAAAUCGACUGAUAAAAAUUGGUUGUUUUGCAUAUAUCAAGCAUCCUGGUUGUUCUAAAGCGAGGGAUUAGAACACGUUCUGUCGAGACGUGGCGGUCACGUGUUUUUCAUCGCGAAAAAAAAUUGUUUCCUCCCCUCGAGUUUGUGAACUUCAUAAAUAGACAAUUUUGAGUUAAAGAAGACUUGUUAUAGAUUUACCUGGUGAAAUUUUCCACCGCUCAGUGCUUUGGAAAAUGCGUUCACAGUGGACGUAUUUUCAUCGCUCGUGUUCAUCGUGAAGGAGACUCUAGUCGAUGGCGCAAAUGGCUCCUGCUCUCACCGAGGCAAACGCGUCUCCCGGGUCGCCGAGAAAAAAUUCUGUGGAUCGGUACUGUUCGUCAACGAUACCAGAGAAUCUAAAACAAAACUCUAUUAGUAAAGGAGUUGAUUUAACGCUGCUCUCUCGAAACGGACUCGUUCGAUUGCUCGACGAUUCAGAUAGUAGUAAUAACAUUACGAAUACAACUGGAGAGCAGUCGUCGUGCUUGUCUUCCCCGCCCAAAAGUUCAAUACGCAACGAAGAAGAGUUCAAAAAAGAGGACAUGCCAAACGGACAUUGUGUUAGUUUUCAAGAAAACGUCGUUGACAUGACCAAAUCAGCAAAUAUUCAAAGCGACAGCCAAAAGCGAAAGCCCGCCAUUCCUAGUGAUCUUUCAAGACGAGCAUGUGCUUCAAGUACAGCUACUACGUUAACACCGGCGGGUGCUUGUAAUAUUGAACUGGAAGACGAGAAAAAUAGCCGUCUACAGAAACAUCCUGUAGCAAGUUUUAAUUCAUCUCUGGCGGCUAUUUCACAGAGAACUGCAAGAUCGGUUCAGCGACAAACUCGGUUAGAAAACCGUGCGAAAAAGCUCGAGAAACGCCUCCGGAGACUGCAAACGCGGCAAAUUGAAACCCAUGUGCAUCGCCAAUUGAACGGGAUCGUCGAUCAAAUAAACGGAAAAUCCGAGUCAUCGUUUGGUUCUUCGAAAGGAGAGGAAGAUUCCCUUCCUGGAGGAGGAGAUACGAAACCAAACCUGAAUACUGAGAAAGAAGGAAUAUUGUGUAGGAGUGCUUUACGAUCACAUGAAACUGACAAUGGCCCAAUUACUUAUCAAGCCAAAGAUCCAAGAAACGCUUCAUCGAACAGUAAUCCUACUGAAAAUCAGCUCGAAAAUGCGGUCAAAUAUUCUCCAGAAAGUGUUAACAAAGCAAUAAGGAAUGCCCUGAGUGGCGAAAGGCAAAAAUUCGAAACAGAAAGUCUAGUGGAUGGGUUAACUGCUUAUGUAGAGCAUUUGGAAACGAUGUAUGAUUCGGAUGCGACAGAGGCCAGCUCCGGAGACGAAAGCGAAGAAGAGGAAAAUCGACCAGAUUUGCUUCGAUCUAAUGUGUCAAAAUCAUUGAGAAAGGCCUAUCAAACAGAGUUGGGAGAAAUUUCUUCACGCUGGGCCUGGCUACAGUCACAAAUUAUCAAUCUUGAAAGACAGAUCCGAAAAUAUGAAGACRUGCACAAAAAUAUUCAAGUCUCUAAGCAGCCAGUGAAAUUGCAAGCUCCUGUCACAAUGGCUGACCUUGACAUAAAAUUGGCAACUACUGCAAAUGGCAUAUCAACAACAAAAAACAACUCAACAUUGUCAGAGUCUACAGAAUUAAAACUGAACAUUUUCAAAGAACCUCAAAACCACCUGAGAAAUGGAUUAAAGAAAACAUUACUGCAAAGUUCUGUGAUUGAGAAAAGUGACAUACCUUCCAAAAGGUUGCGCACGUCUGGUAUCAAAAAUGACAUAGCAGAUAACAAAAUCUCUGGAACGACUUCAGGAAAUGAUUUUGUUUCACAGUGUGCAAGAACUAGAGGGAUAAACCCUGUUCACAAUCGUACUCUGGUGCGUCUUUCUGCCAUAAAAGAAACUUGCAAAUACAGAGAGUCAUCUUGUCAGUGCUCAACACCAGAAACACCUUGCAUUUCCUGUACAAAAGUGGCCAAAACUAUUACUGUAGUCGAUCCAGCACUGCCUAUUGCAGAACGUGUCAAACUAUUGGACCAUUCAUAUCAUCCUGUCUUGUCAUUCUCUACAGAAAUACCAUUACAGUUUCAUUUUGCAUCCAUCCUGAAGAAAGGUGGCUUUGAAUCCAGAACCAAACCUCAGCCACCAAAGUCAUCCGCACAGAAUGAAAGAAAAAAACCAAUUCCCAAGCCAUCAAAUAGAAGAGCUCAACUGGCAAAAGGAGCUGCAGCUUCACUACUAUCAUCAGCAAAAUUCCGCAACCAGAAGUAUGACCAUAAGAGGGGCUUCGCUAGUCUCCCAAGCACACCUAAAAAUAACAUCAAGACUGAGUCAAAUCGCUCUUGCCAUACCGAGAUACCACGUAAGAAGAGAGCUGCUGCUAUUAGUGCUGCUGCACAACUACAGAAGCGAGCAAGAAGUUUAUCUCUGCCAACAACUGGGUCCUCAUCCUCUACGCCCACAUCUUCACCAAGUCCCACCCCUCUGUCUAACUCGAUGCCACCAUCAACACUCAAUCUUUUACUCCGAAAGAAAAGAACAAGUAAUGCAUUUGACAUCAAUAAUAUCGUUAUUCCAUACUCGAUGGCUUCUUCAACAAGGGUAGAAAAACUUCAAUACAAAGAAAUCCCAACUCCAAAUUGGCGUGUGUUAGAGGUUGCUGAGAGUACAUCAACUGGUGAACAGUCUGAAGAAAAGUCUGAAACAGAGGUCCUCGAUGACGAGCUUUACAUCGAAAGACACGAAAUAUGCGAAGAACACGAAAGGAAAAGAUUCUUGGGAUUUUUAACUAAGAAACGUAAACGGUCCCAACGACAAAGCAGCGAGCUUGGAAGUAUUGAAGACUCUCAGAAUACCCCUCCUGGUACCCCAGGAAUGAUGCCUUCACCCACUGGCGUCCCUGGGUCUGUAACUCCAACAUCAGGGGGGUUGUUAUCCCGAUCGUUAUCCAUUGAACAGAAGUUGUCUCAUAGGCGAUCUUCGUCUACUGACAGUCUCUUCAAGGCAGCUGAUAUGGAUUGUUGGCCGACAGUUGCGCCCUUCCCGCUCCGAUCUUUUCCUUUGACCGAACAAGAAGUGGAGAAUAUGAAGCUUCCUACUCCUCUGCCCACUCCUGUGCCUUCAAUGCCUGCUUCCCCGGCUCCUAUGUCACCGUCAAUGAGUCCAAUGUGCUCGCCUCUUGCCAGCCCUUCAAGUGACAUCGACAUGAACGAGAAGAAUGACGAAAAGAAUGAAUGGACUGUGAAACUGGUAACCAGUGACAACGAAUCAACCAAUGGGGAUCCAAAUCAUCCGAGAAAAGGCAUUGUCCUUAAGUUGGCAAAGAGGUGACCCUUAUGGGGGGGAAAAAUAGAAAAAGAGAAACGGAAAAAAAAAAAAAGAAAAAGAAAAUUGUAACUAAAGUUAGAAACCCUUUUGUAAAGAGUUUGACGAGCGUUUUACUGCGGUUAUCAAUGUUAUGUGAACUCGGUACCUGCGAGAUGCACGCUGAAAUUUGGUCGUAUCCUUUCACAUUUUGACUGGCGGCAGCGAAAAACUAUAUUCCAACGUGCAACUCGCAACUAGAGUGAUUUUAUUUAACCCGUGAAAAAAUAGUACGCAUAAUAGUUAGUAGUAGACUCUAAACCAAUUGUUGUUGGGUUUUUUGUGUGUGUGUUUUUUUUGUUGUUGUUGUUGUUUUUUGUUUUUUUUAUUAACUAGUAUUAACUAAAUAGUCAUUUUUCUUUUUUUAAAAUAAAAUCACUCUAUCGACUAGACAUGAUGCUGAAAAUAGCAGUAAGCUAUGUAGGGUUAUUAAUCACAACAUUUAAUUCAAUGUUUGUACUGUCUUGAUAUAGUCAGUCAUUUGAAAAUUAUAUUGUUUGGUUUGUAGAAGUGUAUUCCCGAUACUCAUUCAUUAUUCAGACCUAAGGGUUUUUGAUAAGCUUUGCUUUGAUACGCGUUGGUCGUUAGUGUUAAAGACGUUCAAGUCUGUUGAUAAAACGAGAUGAUUUAAGCUAUGUAAAUUUAGACGGUUGAAUUGUUUGGAAUAUUGAAUCGUAUUAACCAUUAUAUUAUAAGUAUUCUUUCACGUUUUCUAUACUUAUCCAUACUUAAGUUUAGAAAUAACCAUCCAUUCAUCCAUUUAUUCAUCCUUUCACUUUCUGUACAUAUAUUGUAUGGCGUUUAGGAAAAUUGACAUUUAUCUUGUACAUAUCGUGUCAAAAAGUUUGUAGGGUUUGUCCCAUGUAAAAAUAAACUUUUUUGUUAAAUACAGUAA
This is a messenger RNA of Actinia tenebrosa (Australian red waratah sea anemone), 5240 nucleotides long. RefSeq lists its product as uncharacterized. The record is from RefSeq and is a predicted model, not a curated record. Gene Ontology annotation, molecular function: histone acetyltransferase binding. Lineage: Eukaryota; Metazoa; Cnidaria; Anthozoa; Actiniaria; Actiniidae. Gene Ontology annotation, cellular component: NSL complex.